Molecule: messenger RNA, 1219 nt
Organism: Rhododendron vialii
Lineage: Eukaryota; Viridiplantae; Streptophyta; Magnoliopsida; Ericales; Ericaceae
Exons: 5
Coding region: 93-650 (185 amino acids)
Biological process (GO): maturation of SSU-rRNA from tricistronic rRNA transcript (SSU-rRNA, 5.8S rRNA, LSU-rRNA)
Cellular component (GO): nucleolus
Source: RefSeq, a predicted model, not a curated record
UGAGUAUUUUUCACAACCCUCUUGGAACAUUAUAUGAAUCUCCUCGAGUUGCUUUUGUUGUUCUUCUUUCAGCUGAGUCAAAUAGUGGAGAAAUGUCCAAGAAAAAGCAAAUGAAUCAUAGAAAGGGGGGAUCAGUGACAGAGACGACGGCAGAUGAUGUGGAUUUCAAGGGACGGAAAAUGGACAUCAAGUCCAUCAUGAAAGAUAUUGAGUUCUUGGGCUCCUCGCAUAUGACAUGGAAAGAUAGGAAGGAUUUGGAAAACAGGAAGGUUGUUGCUCUGGGCGGAAAGCCUCCAAAGAACCAGAGAUUACCCCUAAGCGUAGCACGAGUAACAAUGAAGAAACAAAAAGAAAGGGACCAGAAAUUACAAGAAGAGAGAAUGGUACUAGGACGAUUCGGAGGGAUGCUUGGCAAUGGUUCUAAAAGAGCAACGGAGAAGCGUAGGCCUGAGAACAAGGUGCUGAAGUCAACAGAAGGGUAUUUCAGAAACGGUGUUCUGAAUGUGAAAAAUUUACUGAAACCGGGUGCAACUAGAGAACUUGAUCGCAGCAUCAACACUUUAAGUGCAGGGUUUGACAACCCAGGAAAGAAAAAGGGCGGCUUCGGAAAGAAGGGAAAGAAAAAGGGUGGUGGUAAAAAGCGCCGUUGAAAGAAAACCCAAAUGGUGAAAUUACUAUUGUAUUCGGAUUCAGAUCCUCUGUCAACUUAUUCGCUCUCAACAUCUUCCGGAUCUUUCAACCCGAAGAAGACACCUCGCAAAUGAGAUGAGUGGCUGAGCUGUUGCCAACACCACAUGAUCCAGUUCAAUUCAAUAGGACGAUGUCGUUACCCCGAUUGUUGAACCUGCUGCGAACGCUUCUCCGUUAGUGGACUACGGACGUCAAGACAAACGAUACCAUUUUGAUUCUUGAACCUCUUAUGUUUGUUCUCAAUCCAGUCCCAAAAUCAAACCCCAAACGGCGUUGCUGGGUUAUCCACCUCCUUCGCACUCUAUUCCCUAGCUUGCAAUUCAAGUUUCACUCGGAAUAGAAAUUAUUUUCGAAAGGAUCUUAGAUCUGUAUCGGAGACGAGUUUCUAUAUUGGGUAAAAACAAGAAAGGUUUAGCCGCCUAGUGCAUUUUGUAAACGACAUACGGUUGAGAAAAAAACAGUAAAACGAAUUCAAGGUACUGUGUAUCACAAUGAGGUUUAAUAUUUCCAUCCCAAGUUGCAGAGUAAA